GUCAUGCAAGGUCCAGAUGCAAUGGAGACGUCCGGGAACGGAGGGUUACCUUCUAGGGGCCAUGUGCGUCUAGGAUUCGCGCGCAGGGAGGCAGACCUCGACGUCAACGUGGGCGUUGACUGCUACGGUUACGGAAUACGCGAUGUGAAUGGAGAGGUGGUCAAUCGGAUGCGCUGCGAGUAUUUCUUCCCGAAAGGCGAAUCGAUCCGCGAGGGGGAUGUCAUCGGUUUACUCAUUACUCUUCCGCCUCUGUCUCUCCAUAAGAAAAUAGUGGAGGGCGCCUAUGAUCCUGCGGUUGAUGGCGAUGCAUCGACUCCGAAUUCUGAACCUCCGUCCGCCGCGAACAUCAUUCGCGAUCGUAUCCCCUUCCAUUAUAAAUCCGACUUUUACUGGCAGCAGUCGAAUGUGUUUCCCUCGAAACAGCUCCGCGAUUAUGCUUUCAAUCUUAAAGAAACCUCCACCCUGGGACAACCGUCACCAACCAAUACCGAGGACGCCUCGUUGCGCACCCUCCCCGGGUCCAGCAUUACCAUCUUCAAAAACGGUGUAAAGAUGGGCACUCCUUUCAGGGAGUUAUACGCCUUCCUUCCGCCGGCAAGUCGACUCGUAAACGGGACCAACAAUCUGGGCCUCGGCGAGCGAGAGAACGCAGAUGACGGCAUGGUUGGGUAUUACCCAGCAGUGAGCUGCUACAACGGCGGUGCAGUGGAAUGUCGCUUUGAGGCGCCCUGGUGGUUCGGCCCGCCGCCUUAUGCGGACAAUGACGAACCUGUCCGCGGCAUGGGGGAUCGGUUCAACGAGCAGAUCGUUGAAGAUAUCGUGGCCGACGUCGUCGAUGAGGUCGAGGCUAUGCUGGUCUGGGGCGGCGUUGAUGGCGACGUUGUUGGGAAAGCAGAAAUCGAUGGCACGGGUUCUGGGGCUGUUGGGGGUUCUGAGGUUCUCAAAGGAGGUGUUGGAGCGGCGUAUGAAUCCGCUAUGCCUGCAGACGUUGCGUCGAACAAUGCGGUCCUUGAAAACACCGGCAACAGUACUGUGCCGGCUCCUUCAAAGCUAGAGGUUGGUGCUAGCCAUACCACGGGCGACACGCCUAUGGCAGAUGGUGCUGAAGGUACAUCGAAUGCAGAAGCUCCAGAAAAUGCAGCAACUGGUGGAGACAUCGAGAUGUCCUAAGUUUGCUUGCGUGGGCUUUUACCGCGUGGAUAGUGGGUAAUUUGCAUAUAAUUCCCUUUGAUUGUUGACUGUUGAUACCAAUCUCCAUCAUCCAAUCAACAGAAUAAGACAUGUCGUUUGUUUGGACUGGAGACAAUUUGUGACUCCUUACCCAAUGUAAUUUACAGGCU
Molecule: messenger RNA, 1340 nt
Organism: Aspergillus campestris IBT 28561
Lineage: Eukaryota; Fungi; Ascomycota; Eurotiomycetes; Eurotiales; Aspergillaceae
Product: SPRY domain-containing protein
Exons: 1
Coding region: 22-1170 (382 amino acids)
Cellular component (GO): Set1C/COMPASS complex
Molecular function (GO): transcription cis-regulatory region binding
Source: RefSeq, a predicted model, not a curated record